Molecule: messenger RNA, 3927 nt
Organism: Sphenostylis stenocarpa
Lineage: Eukaryota; Viridiplantae; Streptophyta; Magnoliopsida; Fabales; Fabaceae
Source: the annotation of a GenBank genome assembly
AUGCAGGUGAAUGAUGGUCGAUUACGGACAGCUGGAGAGGCUUCUCAGCGAAGUACUAAGGAAGAUUGGGCAGAAUGGAUGAGGCAUUUUAGCAUUCAACUUCUAAAGGAGUCUCCUUCUCCAGCCUUGCGAACCUGUGCCAGGCUUGCACAGUUGCAGCCUUUUGUUGGGCGAGAGUUGUUUGCAGCUGGAUUUGUCAGUUGCUGGGCACAGUUGAAUGAGACUAGCCAGAAACAGCUAGCUGAGUUCAUGGAGCAUGAUGAGAAACCUCUCCCUAUUGACAUACGCCUUCUAGGUGCUCUUGCUGAGAAGUGUCGUGCAUUUGCAAAAGCCUUACACUAUAAAGAAAUGGAAUUUGAUCAAGCUAAGAAGAUGAAUGCCAACCGAGUUGCUGUAGUUGAAGCUCUUAUUCAUAUAAACAACCAAUUACACCAGCACGAGGCUGCGGUUGGAAUACUUACCUAUGCUCAACAGAGUCUAGAUUUCCAACUUAAGGAGUCAUGGUAUGAGAAACUGCAGCGAUGGGAUGAUGCUCUCAAGGCUUAUACUGCAAAGGCUUCUCAAGCAACAAGUCCACAUCUUGUCUUGGAUGCAACUUUAGGUAAAAUGAGAUGCCUUGCUGCAUUGGCCCAAUGGGAUGAGUUGAAUAUCCUUUGUAAAGAAUUUUGGACCCCAGCUGAGCCUGCUGCUCGUCUUGAAAUGGCACCAAUGGCUGCAAGUGCUGCUUGGAACAUGGGAGAAUGGGAUCAAAUGGCAGAAUAUGUGUCUCGCUUAGAUGAUGGUGAUGAAACAAAACUUCGAGGAUUGGGGAAUACUGCCUCCAGCAGUGAUGCGAGUAGUAGUGGUACUUUCUUCAGGGCUGUGCUGUUAGUUCGAAGAGGAAAGUAUGAUGAAGCACGUGAGUAUGUAGAAAGAGCUAGAAAAUGUCUGGCAACUGAGCUUGCUGCUCUAGUUUUGGAGAGUUAUGAGCGUGCCUACAGCAAUAUGGUUCGUGUUCAGCAACUAUCAGAACUAGAAGAGGUGAUUGAUUACCGUACACUUCCUAUUGGAGACCGAGUAUCAGAUGAGCGGCGGGCUCUUAUUCGCAAUAUGUGGACUCAGCGUAUACAAGGAGUCAAAAGCAAUGUUGAGGUUUGGCAGGCACUUUUGGCUGUUAGAGCACUUGUACUGCCUCCUGUGGAAGAUGUUGAAACCUGGCUCAAAUUCGCCUCUCUCUGCAGAAAGAGUGGGCGCAUUAGCCAGGCAAAAUCUACUUUAGUUAAACUUCUACAGUAUGACCCUGAAAAGUCUCCUGAAAAUGUACGAUAUCAUGGCCAUCCUCAAGUAAUGCUGGCAUACUUGAACUACCAGUGGUCUCUUGGAGAGGAUUCAAAGCGCAGAGAAGCAUUUAUUAGGCUUCAGAAUCUGGCUAUGGAACUUUCAACUGCACCCAGCAUUCAACCAGUUACACCAUCAAGCUUCACUAGUGGUUUGAAUCCUAGUGUUCCUCUCCUUGCUCGAGUAUAUCUAAAUCUCGGCUCCUGGCAGUGGUCACUUUUUCCUGGGCUGGUUGAUGAAUCUAUAAAAGAUAUACUUAAUGCAUUCACAAAAGCGACUCAGUAUGCAAAUAAAUGGGCGAAAGCUUGGCGUAAGUGGGCAUUAUUCAACACAGCAGUGAUGUCUCACUACACUUUAAGAGGUUUCCCUGAUGUUGCAGCACAAUUUGUUGUUGCGGCUGUCACUGGAUACUUUCAUUCUAUAGCAUGUGCAGCAAAUUCCAAAGGUGUCGAUGAUAGUUUACAGGAUAUUCUUCGGCUUCUGACAUUAUGGUUCAACCAUGGAGCUACAGCAGAAGUACAAUCGGCCCUAAAGAAAGGAUUUUCUCUAGUUAAUAUCAAUACUUGGCUAGUAGUUCUACCUCAAAUAAUUGCUAGGAUACACUCUAAUAACCAUGCUGUGAGAGAGUUGAUACAGUCACUUUUGGUUCGGAUUGGGCAAAAUCAUCCACAGAUUUCACCUCUUGAAACUGAAGAUAUUGUGAACAACCGGAGGCAUAAAGCUCUCAUGUAUCCUUUGCUUGUGGCCUGCAAAUCAAUAAGCAACUUACGCAAGGCUGCAGCUCAAGAAGUUGUUGACAAAGUUAGGCAGCAUAGUGGUGUACUGGUGGAUCAGGCACAACUUGUAUCAAAGGAACUGAUCAGAGUUGCCAUUCUUUGGCAUGAACUGUGGCAUGAAGCACUGGAAGAAGCUAGUCGAUUGUAUUUUGGUGAGCAUAAUAUUGAAGGGAUGCUUAAGGUGUUGGAGCCAUUGCAUGAAAUGCUUGAAGAAGGAGCAAUGAAGAACAAUGUCACCAUAAAGGAGAGAAUAUUUAUUGAGGCAUAUAGACAGGAAUUGUUAGAGGCUUAUGAGUGCUGUAUGAAUUAUAAGAGGACUGGGAAAGAUGCUGAGCUGACCCAGGCAUGGGAUAUCUAUUAUCAUGUAUUCAGAAAGAUAGAUAAGCAACUUCAAAGCCUUACGACUUUAGACCUAGAGUCUGUUUCUCCGGAAUUACUGGAAUGCCGUAAUUUAGAGCUUGCUGUUCCUGGGACAUACAGAGCAGGAUAUGCUGUUUUCUGCCAUGGCGAUACCAUAUUCAUGGCUCCUAGGCAGUUCACAGUGCUUAUGGUGGAAUAUGCAUCGGUGGUUACAAUUGCAUCAUUUGCUCGCCAACUUGUUGUCAUAACAUCUAAGCAACGACCUAGGAAGUUAACCAUUCAUGGGAGUGAUGGUGAUGAUUACGCCUUCUUAUUGAAGGGUCAUGAGGAUUUACGCCAGGAUGAACGAGUCAUGCAGCUUUUUGGUUUGGUGAAUACUCUGCUUGAGAAUUCUCCCAAAACAGCAGAGAAAGAUCUGUCUAUCGAGCGAUAUGCAGUAAUCCCAUUGUCUCCAAAUAGUGGUUUAAUUGAAUGGGUGCCAAAUUGUGACACCUUGCAUCAUCUUAUCCGGGAGUAUAGAGAUGCCAGAAAGAUCACCUUGAAUCAGGAACACAAAUGCAUGCUCAGUUUUGCACCUGAUUAUGAUCAUUUGCCUCUUAUAGCUAAAGUGGAGGUGUUUGAACAUGCUUUGAACAAUACAGAAGGAAAUGACCUAGCAAGGGUGCUUUGGUUGAAGAGUCGAACAUCUGAGAUAUGGCUUGAAAGGAGGACAAAUUAUACGAGGAGUUUGGCAGUUAUGAGCAUGGUUGGAUACCUUCUUGGUUUAGGUGAUCGCCAUCCGAGCAAUCUUAUGUUACAUCGGUUUAGUGGCAAGAUUUUACACAUAGAUUUUGGAGACUGUUUUGAAGCAUCAAUGAACCGUGAGAAGUUCCCAGAAAAGGUUCCCUUUCGCUUGACAAGAAUGCUUGUGAAGGCCAUGGAAGUUAGCGGUAUUGAGGGAAACUUUCGUUCAACUUGCGAAAAUGUUAUGCAAGUUCUUCGAACAAAUAAAGAUAGUGUUAUGGCCAUGAUGGAGGCCUUUGUACAUGAUCCUCUCAUAAAUUGGCGUCUUUUUAACUUCAAUGAAGUUCCACAAAUGUCUAUGCUUACCAGCAAUCAUGUAGCUCCUGCUGUAAAUAAUGAGGAAUCUGCUCCAAAUAGAGAGCUUCCCCACCCUCAGCGUGGUGCCCGUGAAAGGGAACUUCUCCAGGCUGUUAACCAACUUGGUGAUGCUAAUGAAGUUCUGAAUGAGCGUGCUGUGGUUGUCAUGGCUCGCAUGAGUAAUAAACUUACUGGAAGGGAUUUUUCAGCUUGUUCUUCAGUGUCAAACAACUCCCUUCAGCAUGCUGUAGACCACAGUAGCUUAAUUUCUGGAGACAAUCGGGAAGUUGAUCAUGCUUUAUCUGUUAAGUUGCAAGUUCAAAAGUUAAUUAUUCAAGCUUCCUCACAUGAAAAUUUGUGCCAAAAUUACGUCGGGUGGUGCCCUUUCUGGUAA